Ornithodoros turicata is the source of this 7417-nucleotide messenger RNA. RefSeq lists its product as uncharacterized. Bases 324 to 6689 code for a protein of 2121 amino acids. The transcript is spliced from 12 exons. NCBI's taxonomy places the organism in Eukaryota, Metazoa, Arthropoda, Arachnida, Ixodida, Argasidae. Gene Ontology annotation, cellular component: nucleus. The record is from RefSeq and is a predicted model, not a curated record. Gene Ontology annotation, biological process: regulation of DNA-templated transcription. Gene Ontology annotation, molecular function: transcription coregulator activity; transcription factor binding.
UUCCCAUAUGCGUCGCUUCAGACUCCGCCAGGUGAUCGAUGGAUCUCCAUCUCUUCAACUGAACAUCACUGGAAGUCUAAAGUGAGGUGGGCCAUGGGUCCGGCGUGGGAACAUCGACGACGAUCGUAACUAAAGUUUUCGGCGGAGCCAGGGCACGAUGAGCGCAGGGUACAAAGACUGACAAGUGAUCUACCUGGUGCUUGAAAAAAGUACUGAAGAAAAAGCAGGUAUUCGAUCAACCACCCGUCAACACGUGCCAUCACAGCGAGGGCUCCCAGGGAGGUCACCUUCUUGCACACGGUUGUAACGCGCAAUAAGAGACGAUGACGACCGUUACGACAAAUAAAUCAGAGCUGGAGCUUCACAAACUCCUUGAACGAGCAGUCCUUCUCUCCUACUACGACAAAUUCGUCGAGAUAGGCGGGGACAUUGUGCAGCAGCUUCGUGACUCCAGCGGACACGAUUUCCAGGAGUUGAUCAACAUGGUAGACAUGGCCAGAAAGCCACCUCAUGUCAAGAGGUUCAAGAAAGCACUGGCAGAGUGGAAACCAGACACAGUUGCAGCAACGUCCACUCCAGCGGAUGGAUCAGAAGGGGAGCUUCACAACCUACUUCGAGGAGCGGAUCUUCUCUCCUACCACGACAAGUUCAUGCAGAUAGGCGGGGACAAUGUUCAGCAGCUUCGUGACUCCGUGGGGAACGAUUUCCAGGAAGUGAUUGACCUCGUUGAUAUGGCCAGAAAGCACUUUCACGUCAAGAGACUCAAGAAAGCACUGGGCCAGUGGACAGGACAGUCAGUCGCGGUAGCGUCCAGUGCGGCCGACGAAUCAGAAGGGGAAGUUCACGAAUUACUUCGACGAGCGGAUCUUCUCUCUUAUCAUGACAAGUUCAUUGAACUGGGCGAAGACAAUGUGCAGCAGCUUUGUGACUCAACGGACGAAGAGUUCCAGACACUCACCGAGCACGUAGGCAUGGCCAGAAAGCCCCUUCACGUGAAGAGAUUGAAGAACGCACUCAAACAGGGGUCAGGCCAUUCAGCCGUAAUGACGUCCAUUCCUUCAAACGAGUCGGAGCGUGAAGUUCACGAACUGCUUCAGCGAGCGGAUCUCCUCGCCUACUACGACAAGUUCAUCGAGAAAGGCUUGGACAAUGUGCAGCAGCUUUCUGACUCGACGGAAGAAGAGUUCCAGGAGUUCGUGGAUCUUGUUGGCAUGGCCGAAUUCCCUUUUCACGUGAUGAGGUUGAAGGACGAACUGGAACAGUGCACAGGGCAUCCAGGAACUUAUCCGGCUGGUCAAUUUGAUCCCCACGUGGAAAGGUUGCAACAGUGGAAAGACCUCAGGAAGGAAAUGCACGAAGCCAUUGCGGCCAAAGACGAGGCUCGUGUUCUAAAGUGCCUGAAUGCUAUGCCUGUAUUGAAACUGUGGCUGGAUCCUGUCACAAAAAAGUCAGCUCGUUACAAAGCAGUCGAAGAGAAAGCUUUCCGUAUUCAUGGUCUCUUAAUCUCGCGCGAAUGCGCCCUCAAAGACGACGAAGAAUCAUCGUGUUACCAAGGUCUCACACGCCUUGAACGAGCUGAAAUUCGUCGGCAACAGUAUUACACCACCAAAUACGAGGACUCUUACAUCGACUAUCUGAAAAGCAAAUCGCGGAGCACCACCGAAUGUGAUGACUUCGGUGUACGAUUGGAGAAGAUGUUUAAGCAGCUCUCCAGUGAUGAAGUAAACAGGAUUAUUCUCAAAGUUGUUUCAACAGCACCACACCUAGAAAUAGUGUUCGACUCUGCGGCUGAAAACGUUCAGAGGAUUACUGGAUCCGGCGGGUGUUCCACACGCGGUCUGACCUAUCCUGAAGAACAAAUGGUUUGCGUUUGCGGCAGCACAGAGAAGCGAGAAGUUUGGGGAACUCUCAUUCAUGAGUUGUCCCACAUGGCACUGUCCUUAGUUUACAAGAAUGAGGGAAAGCCAUAUAACCGCGGCGACAAGGAGAAGGAACAUCAUUACCAAGAAAUUCUGAACGAUGUUAAAGGAAGGAAAAAUAAUGUGCAUUUCCUUAUCCAGAAAGCCUUCGACAAUAAUGAGGAAGAAGAGCUAAUUGUACGGAUUCCUCACAUACUGACCGAAUGUGGUUGCGACGAAGGAAAUAGGAUUCUGGAGCUUCAAGUACCGAAACUACUAAAGUUUUUCAAGGACGCUGUCAUGCCAGACAUGCAGAGAUACAUUCUGAAUGGAAUCCGGUCCAUAGAUUCAACGGAAAUCGAAAAAGAAAACACAAGACUUGGAAAGGCUUUCCACAUUGGCCAAUUCAAAGUCAAUUUCGAGAAGCCGCUGGACCUGCGUGACCUGCAAAAUAUGCCUCUUCUCGUCCUUGCGGGUCCAGAACUGAGUCUCCUCGAAAUAAUGGUUCACAACACUGUGCAAUCCACGGGGCAGCCAUACUUGUUUUUCGAAGCAAACCAAAUGGACGAUACGCUAAAGCAUGUGUUAUUGAACUACAAAUGUCGAUUGGUGCUUGUCACGGUUUAUCCAAACAAAAACGUCCAAGAUAUUAUUGCACUUCUGAGUGAAGUAUCCCGUGUGACUGGAACAAACGUCAUCUUGGUUGUGAAAAACAGUGACAAAGAGUACUUGUCGAAUUUGUACAAAUUCUUUGCCGGGAAACAUGAAGUUCGCAGUAUCGUUGAAGCAGACAUCGAAAAUGUCACGCGCGACAGCAAAGAAGAAUUGUUUAAAAAUUCUUCGUUAAGCCUUCAGGGCGAAUAUGGUUCAAAAUUUUCGAAUGUAAUGCAUACUGAUACUUUCGUACGCUGCUUAGACACUUCGGUUUUCCUAAACCUGUGCCAAUAUAAGACAAUUGACCUGGGACCUCGUCUUCAUGAACUUGAAGGUUCUGUCAUGAACUGUUAUGUGGAGCGAGUGUUUACAAGGACUGUGCAAAUUAACCUGAAAGCGUGCAGACUUGACGAUGACAAGGAGGCUUUCGCGCUUCUGAAGUGUCCGCAGGAAUACUUUGCAAAACUUGUACCUGAUGGCUACGAGGCAAAACAUCAGGAAAGUUUAGAGCGUUUUGAAAAAUUUGUGGUCCUCCAAGAGUCACGUGACUACGACGCUCUCUUAGAGAAUGUUAUUUACCGAGACAAGACAGUGCAUCUGUUCCGCAUCAAUGAAUCGGGUAACGGACUGUUGUGGACUAAAUCAAAUGGCCCUCUCAGUCACCUUCCAAUGACGGGAAGUGACGAUUACACAACAGAGAGGUUGCUGAACGUGCCCGAGAAGAUCGUCCUCGUCACUGGCGCACCUGGUAUGGGAAAGAGUGUGUUGGCAUCUCGGUUGUGUACACAGGUAAAAACUCAAGACAAGAAGCGGUGGGUGCUCUACGUCGACCUUCUUCAGAGAAUGGCAUCUGUUGAAACUGUGUCGCCUAGUCUGAAAUAUCUAGCGGAUCUGUGCCAAGUACGAAAAGAUGGUCUGGAGUUCGUUUUGUUCGAAGAAAGCUUGAACAAUGGUAGCCCUUUCGAAGUCGUCGUCAUGUUGGAUGGUUUCGAUGAAGUUAAUGAGAAAUGUCGCAAGCAUGUGUUCGACCUUAUACAGUUUCUAGCUAACAAAAAAGAUUACAAGGUGUACCUUCUUACUCGCACUGUGUUUAAACCCCAUGUACAAGAUACCUUGCACACUGUGUCAUAUGACCUCAUUCCUUUUUCUAAUGAAAACCAGAAUGAAUUCCUCACAAGAUAUAGGGCCCAAAGAGAAACUCCAGCGACCAGCAAUGAGGCAUUUCUGCAAAAAUUCCAGCAACUGUACUGGACAUUGAAGAAGAAAAACAAGACAAUCCUAGAAACCCCUCUUCUACUUCGUAUGAUGGCUCAGAUAGAGAGCGGGGAAAUUACGAAGUCGGACGAUUACUCUUCGUUGCUCAAAAUUGUUGACAUUUCCGGUGGGCGCAGUAUAUACACUGUACACAUGUACAAGAUGUUUGUCGAGUACAAGCACCUUGUGCACCGAAAGGAAAAGGUGAAGGAAGACAUCUCCCGAAGUACUGUGCGAGGCGACAACCAUGACGCGAAGUCUCCAUUCUACGUAAGCCAUGGUCUCCUGGCUAUGAAGUGUAUAUUUCCUCAGGAUAUAUUGAAGAACUUAUUGAAUGAAGACGAAUUAGUGCAGUUAGAUCCCGAAGGAAGUUUCAUCACCGGCGUGGAUUCUUUCAAAGAAGGUUUUGUGCAUAGAAUUAACGAUGGAGGAAUUCCCGAGUUCGUUCAUAAGACUUUUGCCGAAUUUUUCGCAGCUCACUACCUGUUGGAAAGGGCAAAAGGAAGAAAAAAAUCCGGGUUUACGGAAAACGUCGUCGGAUUGUAUGGUAAAAAAGACUACGAGGGUGUAAUGCUGUUGUUCGAUGGACUGGCGUCGGCUUCCUAUCCACUUCACUCUGCUGUGAUAAACAACGACGCUUCAUAUUUCGAGCAAUGUGAUAUUCAAACAGAAGACAUGCUGGUUGGCGAUGAGAUCAAAAGGACGCCAUGGCACGUAGCAGCCCUGCAUUCUGAUAAAGCAACAUUGAAGAGGCUUCCAAUGGAUGAUGAACUAAUCGAGAAUGAUUUAUUUAAUAUGUCACCGUUGGGGUACGUGAAACUCUUUUUCCUCCGGGACGAAGAAUGGAUGGAAGAUCUGUGGGAAGGGUCUACUAUGCAUUUUUUGUCGAGUAUGGGUAUGAAGAAAUAUCUGUGGUCUGACCCUUCAGCUCUGAGAGAGAGACUCAACGUGUUGUACACUCGAUGCAGUGAGGAAGCAGUGAAACAUUCUACCGAAAAUCUGCGCAGGUGUGAAACCUUCGAGCAAAAGAGACGUUUUCUAGAGCGAGCAAUAUUCACGGCUGUGAUACACGACCUACGAGGCGUUUUAGACGUGUAUCUGAGCUAUGUGUCCCCGAGAGAGAGUACAGUAGAUCUAGACAGAGACAUCAUGGACCAAAUAGAAUCACGCAAGGAACGAAGCUUGAGAUGUUCUGCAGAGCCUUCAGUAAUUGGAAACCUUGAUGACUUUGCAGACUCUGACUAUAAAACUGCCCCUUUUUACGCAAAGUCGGAGCUUGUUUGCAAAAUGCUCCUUCCUUACUGCGAUAUGGGAAUUCGUGACGAGGAUGGAGACACAAUGUUGCACAAUAGCGCGAAUGAGGGAAAUCUGGAGACAACACAGUUUUACCUCGCACGUAUAUCCAUUAACGAAAGAAAUAGAUACUUUCAAACUCCUUUGCACUUGGCUAAAGAUGCAGAGAUGGUGAAGCUACUUCUUCCUCUUUAUCCCUCAGUGAAUGUUCUCGAUUAUUAUGAAGAAACUCUUAUGGAUAUCCAUAAGAGUUUCUUCAUAUAUCACAUGCAAACUCUAUGGCCUUAUUUGCGACACAGUGACCCUAGGCAUGCACACAGGAUCAGCAGAAGCGAUGUGUCUGUGUGGAUCAACGAGGAUUUCCAAGAAGAAAUUUGGUGUCUGAAACUUCUCUUCCUCCAUUUAGAUGACAUCGCUGAUGAUCGUUAUAGCCGUAAACUGCUACAUGAUGUGGCCAAGGAGAAGCUACGUAAAAUAGAAGUUAAUUAUAUUAGUUACAUGAAGAUGUUACUGCCGCAUUUAAAUCUCGCUGAGCAGGAUUAUGUAAAAUAUAGCGCAGGAAAUGAUGACAUUGUUACCUUAUAUCGGAGAUGGUCGGACAUGAAUAACAUCGAUAAUCCCCACAUUGACGAUGUUGACACCGAAAUGAUCGAUAACGAUGGCAGUAUGAAGUUGCUAGUAAAAGCAGAGGAAGGUAAUGUGGAAGCUGUGGAACUUCACCUCUCCCAUUCAUCCGUGUACUUUACAGAUGGAAAAGGGAACACUGCAUUGCACUUGAGCGCGAAGAAGGGACACGCGAAUGUGGUGAAGCUUCUCAUUCCUCUUUAUACAUCAGUGGACGUGAUCAAUCUGGAUCGAGAGACACCCAUGCAUGUGUGCGCCUCAAAUGGACACCUGACUGUUGUGAAGUUAUUAUUACUCCGCUCUAGUAUGAGUUCCCGUGACAUAUAUGGAAGGACACCUCUUCACUUGGCCUGUGAAAGUGACGCCGUUGAUAUUGUGAACUUCCUUCUUCCCCACUCAUUCCCUAAUAUGCUGAGCUGGAGGGGUUCCACGUGCUGCGCUCUUUCCGCUAAAAGAAGAAAAAGGAAUGUUGUGAGAUGUCUCAUCCCUCACUCUCUUAUAAACUGUCCUGAUAUGAUAGGCGAUUCACCAACGCGAACCUGUGUAAGGCGUUAUAUGAGAAAAGGGUUGGUGACAUUAUUGCCGUAUUCUUGUGAUUAUGAGGCACAGAGUUUAUUGACUAUUUUGCCGCUGCCAUUUUGGAAGGAGUAUACGAGUAUGGGAACUAGGCCUUGUCUGAAACUGAUGGUACUCCACUCAGAUGUCAAGGCAAUAGAUAAGUGUUUCUGUGCAACACUCAGACACAUUCGAAAGUAUUAUCGAAAGAGUGAUUCAUUCUGGUGUCCAAGAGAGACUCAGAUAUCACUACUCCUGAACUAUAUUUCUCUCUUGCUUCCGCAUACAAAUGUUUCUGCUAAGGACGACGAAGGCAAGGAAUUAUUGCAAAAAUCCCUCCAAAGUAGUCAAGAUCCUGGAUUGAUUAGCGUGCUUCAGAAAUGGACUCGCUUGAGUGACUUUCAUUCAUGAUGCUGACGAUUGUUUGCAAUGGUUGUGGUUAAGCACCAAGUGGCACCGAGUUGUCAGUGGACACGAGCUCUGCAGACGAUAUGGCAGUUUUAAGAGAGGUAUCAACAGCAACAUACUGAGUCCUUGCCUUCAUCCGAGAAAGCACAAAUAUUCAUCCAGUGUCAAAAAUGAAAGAAAACAAAUCACUCCUGUGAUUUUUUGUGAUUGUCAUUACGACUAACGCAUUUUGUUUCUUAUUCCUUAUGUUACAAAGUACCGUUCCGUAGUAGGUUCAUAAGGUGAUUUGAAAAUGUGUAAAAAUUGUGUCUAUUCCUAAUGUUCUAGUAAUAUGGUUAGCUAGGAUAUGCCACAGUAUUAGAAUACGGCUGCGUGCGAUUAUGUUUGGUGUCAAAUGUAUAUACCCAAAUGUCAAAUGUAAAUGAAAUAAAGUGUUUUUUGCACAUUGGAGAGGCCUUAAUUCAAAUUAUUUUGGAACUCUCGCUCACUUCGCUGCAGAGUUGUGUAAAGUAAAUAUUGUCGAGCGAAACACAUGUGCGAUACAGUCGUACUUUUAUUACGACCGAAUAAAUGUACGGGUUCCAAAUUGCUUUUCCAGUUAUCGUUACAGAUUACGGAACAUAUUAGUUUGAAGUAAUCAAGGUUCGUGUAAAGGAACCUCGACUGACUCAAAUAUGCCUGUUACAAAUUGGAUUUGUGUAUGUGCGAUUAAAUGAUUAUAUGCAGUUGUC